Paramecium sonneborni is the source of this 4671-nucleotide messenger RNA. The record is from the annotation of a GenBank genome assembly. Lineage: Eukaryota; Ciliophora; Oligohymenophorea; Peniculida; Parameciidae.
AUGAAUAAUUUACAAGAAAAGGAGCAUAGCAAUAAUCUAUAAGGUUCAGAGUAUUAAUAAAUAAUUCCCAUCCUAUCUUAACCUUCUGUUGAGAAUUGGAAAAGAUUUACAUUUACAAUUAAGGAAAAGUAAUAUAUAUACUAAGGUCCAAUAAAUGAAGAGACAGAAGAGUUAAUUUAAGUCUUGCAAAAUUAAGAGAAUUAGGAUAAUAAUUCUGCAAAAAGUGGUUUUCAUUAUCUUUUUUAAGAAUGCUUGAAUUGCGAAAAAAAAAUCUACAAAUAAUGGAGCUGUUUAAAUGAAAAUUUAAAAUUUGAUACGAACUAAAUUAUAAUUACGAUAGUGUAUUGGAGUGCAUAUUUUAGUGUUCUUUCAGAAUCAUUAGUAUUUAAUAUUUACAUUUAGGAAUUAAAAAAUGAUUCAAACUUAAAGAAUAAUCAAUUAAAGAUAGAUAUUGCUUAAUAUAUGCCAUUGUACGCAUUUUUAUUCACUUUAUUUUCAUAAAUGUAAAUAAUAAAAUAUUUUUAAUAGUUGUUAUUAAAUAAAAAAUACUUAUAUAUGGAUUUUGUUGUUUUUAUUCUUAAUAAUAAUACCCUUAUUAGUUUUAUUAGGUUAUCAUUUUAAUGCAUUUGCAAAUAACAGCUCCCCUUCAUAUGAUUAUAUAGGAAUUGGAUUUUGUAUAUUAAGUUUCUUAAUAUUUAUAAAUUCGUUAUUAAACAAAAGUUUUUAUUCAAAAGUUUCUGAAUUAUUUUCAGAAUUGAUAGCUACUUUAUUUAAUUGCAGUUACUGCAUUCUUGUGAUAUAUUUUAUACUUUUUAAAAUUAUAGCUUUUUUUCUAAUACUAAAGACAAAUAAUAUUGAAUAUAUAGUAGAGAACUUAUCAGAUUUAAUAGCCCCAUAAAUAUUUAUAAUAAUGCUAAUUUACUCAAUAUUUAUAAUAUAAGCAUUAUUUAGCUAAAGUCCUGAACAAAUAGAAUUUGACUUAAAAAUUUUAUCACUAAAAGAUUAACCAGAUCAAUAGAUACAAAAGCAAUAUUAUAAUUAUAUAUUAAAUAAGAAAGCAAUUAAUAUAAUUAAAAAACUAAAAUUAUAAACUGUUGCACCAAUAUUGAUAACAAUAAGUUAUUUAACUCUUUAAAUUUAUUGUUAUACUGGAUGGCUUUAUUUUAAAUCAAUUUAGAAUUAUGAAUUAACAAUUACACAUGGAUGUUUGUUUAUAGGAAUACCAAUAUUUAUGUCUUUUGGAGUUUUUUUAGCUAAUUCUAAUUUAAAUCCAUUUAACUUAUAUUUAUACGGUUCAUUAUUAUUAGGUGCAGGUUUUAGUGUUAUAACAAUUAAAGUUUGGAACUUAACAUAUGAUGCUUAAUACUUUUAAUCCAUUUCUAGAUUGUUUGGUAUAUGUCCUUUAAUAAUAACUUUAAUAUGGUUGACAGUAGGAUAUUUUAGAUCAUGGAGAAGGAACCAAAAAAUGUUUGUUUUAAUAAUUUCUUGUUUUUUUUUUGCGUUUCCAAUUGGAUUUUUAUUCACAUUAUCAUAAGCUUUAAAUGAUUAUGGAAUUUAUGCUAGUUCUAUAGUAUUGAUUAUUAUUGGAUGCGUUCCAGUAGUAGGGAUUAUUGUAUAUUAUUUUAUAAUUGUUAUUAUAUACAUCGUUAAAUUACCUUAGUAAGCAUUAAAUUUUGAUUUUGGUGCAUUUUAAUAUGUAAAUUUAAUUAAUUUAGCAAUCUGGUUUAAUUCAAUAUGCUAUAUAAUUGGAUUCUAUUUUAUAUGCUAUUUUGUUUGGAAUGAGCCAUCUACUGCUACUGGAACAAAAAAAGGAGCUGUAAUAAUUUAUAUUAUAAAAGAUGUAAGGACUUCUUGUAAUUUUAUCAGUCUUAUUUAUUUUAACAAAAUAAGCUUUAGAUUUAAAAAUAAAAGACAAUUCAAAUGAUUAGAAAGAAUAAUAACAAAAGUAAUUAGAAAGGAUUGACAAUCUUAUAAGAAGUGGAAUAUUUUAUCCAUUUGUGAUAUUAUUACCAAUUGGAUUAAGUUUGGAUAAUGAAACAACUAAAAAUGCUUUAAUUUCUAAUGCAAUAGGUUUACCAGUAGUUUUUAUCUAUUUUAAUUUUUUGAUCUAUUUAAAAAAAGAGCUUAGUGAAUACUAAGACUUUUUUUAGCCUCUAAUUAUAAUACUUAUGUAGAUUUUUAUUAUUGGGCCUAUAGGUGUAAUAUUUCCAAUAUUGGCUGAUAUUUAUGAAAAUUCUUCAUCUUAAUUUUCAGUAUUUGCAUAAUUAGCUGUAGCUUAUACAAUUUUAAUAGCAAUUAUAAUAAUUACUUGUAUAUCAAAUGUUUAUUCUGUUUUGUUGAAUAAAGAAUAAUUAGAAAUGAAAAAGAAGGAAGUACUUAAAAUAAUUAUGCAACUUUUGGCUAAUCACAAAGUAUAAUCAACAGAAGAAAUCUGUACAUUAAUAUUUUUGAGAUUUAUUCAGUAAAAUAAUCCUAUAAAAUUAAAAAAUGAUUUGAAAAAGGGAGAUCCAGUUAAUGUUUAUGAUUAUCCAGGAGUAGAUAAGGGUAGGAUGUUUGAUGAACAAUUAGUGACUAAAUCAGAAUAUGAGAAUAAAAAAAAGUUAGAAUAAAUAUCUAAAUAAAAAAAAGGAGGAAUUUCUCGUAAUCUAUUAGAGGAUGAAACUGAUUAAUUAAAAAAAUCUAUUUAAAAUAAUGAGGAUGAUCAAUCAGAAAAUUUAAGUUAUUAAAUAAUAGAUUUUGUUUUUGAAUGCAUAUUUUGUAAAUGUGGUUUUGAAGAAAUGGAAGAGAUAGAAAAAAAUAAAUAAUAAUUAGAUGUAGAAUUAUUAGAGUUAGAUUAUUGGAAAGAAAGAGAAUCUAAAAGAGUUUAAGGAAUUCUUUAACCUAAUGAAGCUGAUCUAAAAUCUGCAAGUGAUAUAGAUUUUUAUACUGCAUUAAGAACUAAAUAUAAAGAUAGAACUGAAAGAUUUUGGGCUGCUAUUUAUAGUAAGUUUAGAAACAAUUUAAAUGUUGUUUUAGAUUAUUUAGAUUUAGAGAGAAAUGAUGAUAUAUUAAAAUAAUAUUAAAGUUUUAAGAUUUUGGAAGAUGAUGAUUUUACUAUGUCAUAGAAUGAUUUUGCUCUUUUUCUCUAUGAUAAUCUUUAAAGAGAUGACCAAAAAAAUUAUUAUAAUUUAAUUUGGGAAAUGGCAGUUAAAAAGUAUUAUUUAUUUGUUUACAAUUAUAAUGAUUUAAGAUAAAUUUUGAAAAUACUUUAAAAUAAUACUAACACUCCUUUUCAUUAAAAAAACUUUAAAUUACCCUCUAAUAAUGAGAAAGAACGAAGAAAAUUAGAAAAAAAAGAAAGAGUUAAAAGUAAUGAAAAAAUCGAAUUGCAAUAUUAAUAAAAAAAAUAAAUUAUAGAAAAUAAUUUUUAAUAAAAAAUCCCAAAAAAUUUAAAAGUUAAUUUUUGGUAAUUUUGUUAAAAAGUUAAUCAAAUAUUAUGGAUUAAACCUAGAAUGUACUCUUAACAACUUGUGAGUUAAUUAAUAAAUUCAUUAUUUUAAAAAAUAACUCCACCAGAACCAGAAUAAGAUAAAAUAAUUUAAAAUGUAAAAUGGGAACAAUUAGCUGAAAAAGUAAGUGAUUGUAUGGUUGAUUAAUGUAAUAAGUUUGAUAAGAAAAUAAAAGAUUAAGAAUUUAUAUUGAAAUUUACAUCUACUAAUGUGUUAGCUGUUUUUUUAAGAAUUUAUGAUUUAUAUGGAUUAGCUACUCUAGCAUUUGAUUCUUAAGUAGGAUGGUUUGGAGAUUCAUAAACUUUAAAUCCAAUAAAAAUGGUUGAUUAUUCAGCAGUUUGGAGUGAAUAUAAUUUAUUUUUCUUUCUAGCUCUUUCUUUGAGCAUAAUUUAUAUUCUUUUGGGAUUUGAGGCAGCAAAAUAAAUAGCUAAUAAUACAUUUGGAUUUGACGAAAAUGGAACUAUUGCAACAUACAAAAGUAGAAGAUACUGGUUGAGUAAAACUAUUUAACUUGUAAGUGGAUAAUUCAUUUUUGUGAUGAAAAGUUACAUAGACGCAUUUAUUUGCGAUUAUAAUUCAUAUCCAUAUACAUUAAUAAGGUAACCAAGUGUUGAAUGCAUGAGUGAUAUACAUUUUAUGUAUGUUACUUUAGCUAUAUUUGGUAGUAUUAUUUAUUAUCCAUUAUCAUCCUAUUUAUAACCUACAUUUUAAUAUAUGGAUCACUCUUUAGAUUUAAAAUACAAAUCCAAUUAUUUUGUUUUAUAUAUUUAGGCUAAAUUAUUAAUUUUGGGUAUGAGUUCAGUGUUCUCAAAUCUGUAAAGCUAGGCAUAUUAAUAUUAAAUGCUUUUUUCGAGUAUUGUCAUGAUAAUCCUCAUUUAUUUCCAUGUCAGAAUUAAACCAUGUUAUGUAAAAUGGUUUAAUAAAAUAGAAUUAAGUAUUUUAACUAUUCUACUUUAUGUAUUUAUCUUAUAUGUUAAUUUAGAUGUAUUUUGGAGCAUUUUUAAUACUAGCUACAGGAUCAAUAAUCACAGGAUGGCUAGUUUUAGGAUUAAUGAGCGCAAUAACAUUAAUAUUUACUAUCGUUUAGCUAAUUAAAUACUAUAAUGAGGCAAAAUUAAUAUAAUCUACUAGAGUUUAACCAAUAAAUGAACCAACUGAAUAGUCCUAGAUAUUAAACAAAUGA